AUGGCGACGGCGAUACCAGCCAAAUUGAAAGCUGCCGCCCCCGAUGUACAGCGCUUCGCGACCAGAGCUGCCCAGCUUGCAAAGCAUAGGCCGAUCGUAACAUACUGGUGCGAAUACUACAUUCUGCAACAGAUCCUAAGUCGACAGCUACAUACGUCAGACGAAGACUGCACGAACUAUGCAAUACGAUUAAUGGACAAGCUGGAAGCCUACAAGGCCGAGAAUGCUGCAAAUGAUGCUGUAAUAGACGAUGUUGCAGCCAAGGCAUACAUAGAAAACUUCGCUCUAGAAGUCUUCACCGGCGGCGAUGAAGCGCAGAGGAACAAUAAGGUGAUCAGGCAGACCGCCGACACCUUCCAGGCUGCAGCCACUUUCAUGGACCUCCUCACAAUAUGGGGACCUCUUGAGCCGGAGUUUGUUGCAAAGAGCAAGUUUGCAAAGUAUCAUGCUCUGCGGAUAGCCAAAGCGAUCAAAGCCGGCGAAGAUCCCAAUGCCACCAAUCCCGUCGUAGAGCAACCGCUGGCACCAGGAUCAGAGGAUGUUUCAUUAGAAGCAGAGCUCAAGAAUAUGGAAAAUGAUGCUGGAGUCUAUAAACCACCGACUGUUGAGAAUGUGCCAGAUAGCGGCUUUCCUUCAAGAUCGCCCUCCGCAUUGCAGACAGAUCCUGUGGCACCGCCAGCCUUACCGACAAGAGGAGUGGGCGACAUAUCACAACCACGGCCUACCGAGCACGAUGUGUCUCCGAUAGAACCACCUGAAGAUGUUGCCAGUCGGACUGGAUCAAUAGGAGGUGGAUAUUUUCCGACAGUGCCUGAUGCACCUUCAAAUGUCAAUGCAGUCGCGCCAGUGGAUCAACCGCCGUCAGUAGCAUCAUCACUCCCACCGUCAUCAGCAGCGCCAAACCCAGCUGAUUUCUACAACAUCCCUCCGCCGGUCGAAUCAACUACAACACCACGCGAUCUUGGAAACAUGCCUCAAGAUCGGCCAGGUUGCCCGCUGCCACAUCAGCAAAUGGCAUCGACUCCACUGGUAGCUCCCUCGCAACCGCCUGUACGAGCACCUGUGCCUUCCGGUGAGCCCACGAAUUUCAACGCUGCUCCGCCGCCAGGAGGCUACAGAGACGACGAUGAGUCGAUUAUGGCAGCCCAGAAGCAUGCGAAAUGGGCAAUAUCUGCUUUGAAUUUUGAAGAUGUUCAGACCGCCGUGAAGGAGCUGCGGAUUGCACUGCAGAGCCUGGGAGCUAGCUAG
Messenger RNA from Pseudocercospora fijiensis CIRAD86, 1248 nucleotides. RefSeq lists its product as uncharacterized. The transcript has 2 exons. NCBI's taxonomy places the organism in Eukaryota, Fungi, Ascomycota, Dothideomycetes, Mycosphaerellales, Mycosphaerellaceae. The record is from RefSeq and is a predicted model, not a curated record. Gene Ontology annotation, biological process: late endosome to vacuole transport via multivesicular body sorting pathway. Bases 1 to 1248 code for a protein of 415 amino acids. Gene Ontology annotation, cellular component: multivesicular body.